CCGCACUCUCCGCUGUCGCCACGGCCUGGCCAGGGGAGCCAGAUGAUUGGUCCGCCCAGGAGCAGCCCGCUGUUCUGAUUGGCUGGCAGCGGGCGGCCUCCCACGCGUUCCUCCCUCUGGUGGCAGUCAGGCUAGGCUGCGGCGCGCAGGGGAAGGAGACGCUGCCCUUCCGAAGCCAUGGGCAGUGCCUGGAGAGAAAAUUCACAGUUGGAGACCUAUUCUGGAAUCCCGAGGCACAUUUUGAAACAAAGUUGGAUUUCUUUGUGAACUCUCUGAGCAGUUCCCAUAAGUGUCCUUCCCACACGCUGACUCCUGUGGGUAUUCUGAGCCUCAUUCAGACAUGGCCUUUCAGAGAACGGAGGGAAUGUCCAUCAUCCAGGCCUUGGCAAUGACAGUGGCAGAAAUCCCUGUGUUUCUUUACACGACAUUUGGGCAGUCUGUCUUCUCUCAGCUGAGACUCUCCCCAGGCCUGAGGAAGGUGCUGUUUGCUACAGCUCUUGGGACAGUUGCCUUAGCUCUGGCCGCGCACCAGCUGAAGCGGCGUCGACGUCGAAAGAGACAGAUCACCCCAGAAAAGUGUGGCAUUAAGCCUGGAGGAGUCCCUGCCCCCUCUUUACCAACCAAGAAGGUCCCUUCGGUGAGAAAAGGAUACUCCAGCAGGAGAGUACAAAGUCCUAGCAGCAAGAGCAAUGACACACUCAGCGGGAUUUCCUCCAUUGAGCCAAGCAAGCAUUCCUGCUCCUCCCACAGUCUAGCCUCGAUAGUGGCUGUGAACUCUUCCAGCCCAACACCAGCAUCUGCAGGGCCCUGGGAGACGAGAGCGAUGGAAGACCCUGGAGCAGCUGGCGACUCUAGUGCUGAAAACCUCUAUAUUCAAGGGAUGGAGCUAUUUGAGGAGGCACUGCAGAAGUGGGAGCAGGCAUUGACCGUAAGGCAGAGAAACAACACUAGCACUCCAGUUUCUUGGGACAACACAAAACAUGAAGAAACUAUAUCUGAGGAGUUGCCUGAGGAGUCCCAGAAAAAGGAGUUUGCAGAGAAGCUUGAAUCUCUCUUGCACCGGGCAUAUCACCUUCAGGAAGAAUUUGGGUCAACGCUCCCUUCGGACAGCAUGCUGCUAGACCUGGAGAGAACUCUCAUGCUUCCCCUGACAGAUGGGUCACUGAGACUUCGGACAGAUGAUGAAGACAGUUUGACUUCUGAGGACUCCUUCUUUUCCGCUGCAGAGCUCAUCGACUCCCUCCAGAUUGGGAAAAUACCUUUUCAGCUUUCCAAGCCAGCAGCUGCAUACGAAGAAGCUCUACAGUUGGUGAAAGAAGGGAGCGUUUCAUGCAGAACACUAAGGACAGAGCUUCUAGGCUGCUACCAUGAUCAGGAUUUCCUGGCAAAGCUCCACUGUGUCAGGCAGGCCUUCCAGGCCCUUCUGCAGGAUGAGAGCAACCAGUUGUUUUUUGGAGAGGUUGGAAAGCAGAUGGUGACAGGACUAAUGACAAAGGCUGAGAAGAACCCCAAAGGUUUUCUGGAAAGCUAUGAGGAGAUGCUACAUUACGCACUGAAGCAAGACACCUGGCCAAGCACUCAGCGGGAGCUGGAAGGACGAGGGGUGGUGUGCAUGAAUUUCUUUGAUAUUGUGCUGGACUUCAUUCUCAUGGAUGCUUUUGAGGACCUAGAGAACCCUCCCUCCUCUGUCCUAGCUGUCCUGCGCAACCGCUGGCUCUCAGACAGCUUCAAGGAGACGGCCCUAGCAACUGCCUGCUGGUCAGUUCUGAAAGCAAAGAGGAGGCUUCUAAUGGUACCAGAUGGCUUUAUCUCUCAUUUCUACUCCGUAUCGGAGCACGUCAGUCCUGUUCUAGCCUUUGGUUUUCUGGGGCCCAAACAGCAGCUGUCUGAGGUCUGUGGUUUCUUCAAGCACCAGAUAGUGCAAUAUUUGAAGGACAUGUUUGACCUGGACAAUGUGAGAUACACAACAGUGCAGUUGCUGGCAGAAGACAUUCUGCAGCUGUCACGGCGGCGCAGUGAGAUCCUCCUGGGAUAUUUGAGUAGUGAGACGACCCCAGAGAUGAAUGGGACACUGUCCAGUGAAAAUGGACCCCUAGAGGAGCUCAACUAAUAUUCAAUUAGGGGAGAAAAUCCAUUUUCUUAAAAGACCUUUUUCUAAGAGGUAGCUACACCACCUGUUGUGGUGAUCAGUGGCAACAAAACUAAUUCAUCCCCUGGCAUCACUGGACCUGCCCAGAAUUACUACUUUUUAUAGCCAGUAAUGUUGGCUGGAAUAGCUCCAGGACCACUCAGAGGCUUAUGAUUUGAACUUCCUCUUGUCUAUACCACCUCUUCUAUUUUUUAAAAAAAAUCUUUUAGUUGUGACAUAAACUGCCUGGGCCCAAGAUCCUACCCUCCUGCAUUGCAAGGGACAGCAGACAAGCUGAACUGUGUUCUUUGAGAGCAGAUCCCUGAUACUUGCAGGGAGUGGGUGGGUAGGUAAAAUGGUGACAGAUUCUCGCCUUGGCUCUUACCUCCUCUUUGAUUGAGAAGGUAUUUUUAAAAGUGACUUCUCUGCCAUGUCUCUCUGGACAUUACUGCUGAUUUUAACUUACACAUUUUAUGGUAUACAAUGCUAUUUUCAGAUAUGAUGGAGAGGAAGAGAAAUAAUUGUUUCCUGUGGGGAGGAAAAAUGCUUCUGUAAAGCACUGAAGACUAAAGAAUGGAAGUAAAACAUAGAUUUUUUUUUAAUGACA
Messenger RNA from Mauremys reevesii (Reeves's turtle), 2735 nucleotides. RefSeq names its product mitoguardin 2 (gene MIGA2). The record is from RefSeq and is a predicted model, not a curated record. The transcript is spliced from 16 exons. Bases 341 to 2110 code for a protein of 589 amino acids. Gene Ontology annotation, biological process: mitochondrial fusion. Lineage: Eukaryota; Metazoa; Chordata; Testudines; Geoemydidae.